GAUAUCCCCAAUACCCUCAGCAGGUGAGUUCGGAGUUCCCGGCGGCGUUCCUCACCGACUACACAAGCCCGCUACCUAAACCACAAAAACUAACUCGGUGAUCGGUUACAGUCUUAUGGUCAGCCUCCCCCACAAGGGUAUUACCCCCCGCAAGGUCAAAUGCAAUAUCAACAGCAGCCUCCUCCUCAGCAGAGCGGUGGUGGGGACGGAUGCUUCAAAGGGUGCAUGGCGGCUCUCUGUUGCUGCUUCGUGGGCGCCGAAUGCUGCGAAUGCUGCGCUGACUGCUGCGAAUGCUGCGCUGAGUGCUGUUGAUAUAGUGAGGAUAAGCAUCACGAUCUCGACGGUUGAAGGUGGAUGUUGAUGGAUCUGAACACAAGCCUCUGAGAAUUAUUCUUGGAGCAACACGGGCGCAAUGCAUGCGGAACCCCAUACACAUGCGCACAACAUAGGCACGCCAGUACACAAGAUAGAUGGCCGCAAGCUUCGUCAGCUGGAAUGGCAAAGGCAAAUGCAAUGAGUUGUCUGUUAAUGGACAGGAGCAUCCUCGUUUGAUAGUCAAUCACAUUUUUAGUUAGGAAAAGGGUUAAGGGGCGUUGUGGGUAUGUGCAUACAAGGUAAUAAUUAGCGAUCACCUUGGUUUCUUACUAAGAGGCAUCGGAGGGGAAGGGGAGGCUUGACUUGUAGUUUCACGCUAAUACCUCGACAAUCGUUAUAAUAUAUUUAAAGCUCUUUUAUAGUUUCUAUUAAUUUAUAUUAUUCUUGGAA
Messenger RNA from Neurospora hispaniola, 765 nucleotides. RefSeq lists its product as uncharacterized. The record is from RefSeq and is a predicted model, not a curated record. Bases 116 to 361 code for a protein of 81 amino acids. Lineage: Eukaryota; Fungi; Ascomycota; Sordariomycetes; Sordariales; Sordariaceae. The transcript has a single exon.